ACCCCUUGCGUGCCAGCUGAUGAGCUGUUGAGUUGGCCGCUGUGGUCGGGGAGGAAUCGCUCGCCGAACGGUACGCAAUCAAGGGGCCUGCUUGGCGGUUCAAGGGCGCGCGGCCGGAGAUGGAGAACGACAUCCUCGUGGCGCUGGAAGACCUCGGUUACCAAGGCCCUCUUCUGGAGGAUGGGACCCUGGAGACGGCUGUGAGUGGAGGUGCGGCAUCACCAGAGUUCACGAAGCUUUGCGCUUGGAUCAUCUCCGAACUCCGGCUCUACUGCAAGCUUGAGGAAAAUGUCCAAGCCACCAAUUGUCCAAGCGAAGCGGAUGGCUUCCAGCUGGAGAUGAGCGGCCUGCUGUCCGAGCUGGCCUGUCCUUACUCUGUCCUUACCACUGGAGACGUCACCCAGAGACUCUGCAACAGAACCAACUGCCUGCUUCUCCUCACCUUUCUGGUGUCCGAGUUGGAAGCAUCCCGGAUGAUCCUCGUCAACAAGCCUAAGGAGAAGUCCCAGGAGUCGGCGGGUAGUCCAGUCUUCCAGGAGCUGAAGGGCAUUUGCGUGGCUCUAGGCAUGUCUAAGCCCCCGGCCAACAUCACCAUGUUCCAGUUCUUCAGCGGAAUUGAGAAGAAGCUAAAAGAAGCCUUAACCAGAGUCCCGGCGAGCCACGUAGGAGAACCUCUCAUGAAGAAGCAGCUUGGACCAGUUCACAUGGAAAAAGUGGAAGCUGUGAACCAGGCACUUGUGAAUGAGUAUGAGGUGAGAAGAAAGAUGUUGCUGAAGCGUAUGGAUGUAACCGUUCAGUCCUUCGGGUGGUCCGACAGAGCCAAGAUGCAUACUGAGAAGAUGGUAAGAAUCUACCACCCCUUACGUGCUGUUCUCUGCACCAAGAGCAAAGUCUCGGUCUCCCACCUUCUCGCCGCACGGGAAGACCUGUCUAAAAUCCUGCGUACAAGCAGCGGCAAGAUAAGGGAGAGGACUGCGUGUGCCAUCAAUAAGGUUCUGAUGGGUCGUGUGCCAGACAGGGGCGGCAGACCCUGCGAGAUUGAGCCCCCACCUCCAGAGAUGCCCUCCUGGCAGAAGCGCCAGGAUGGACCCCAAGGAGGAGGGGGGUUUGGCGGGGCUGGGCGUGGAAGCGGAGGGGGUGGCAGGGGAGGCUACGAACAGUACUCCCAGGGCGGGCGGGGAGGCUAUGAGAGAGGAGGGGGUGGGUAUGGGGAGAGGGGGGGAAGAGGAGGCAGAGGAGGAGGAGGAGGAGGAGGAGGGAGGGGUGGCGGCUAUCACCAGAGUUACCAUCAAGAUGGAGGAGGUCAUCAGGGAGGAACUGGGAGAGGAGGCUAUGGAGGAGGGAGCUACCAAGGAGGCUUCCAGGACCCUGGCUACUCUGGUGGGGGAGGUGGUGGUGGUGGUGGUGGUGGCUACCAUGACAACUACAAUCAAGAUGGCAGUCGACACCAGGACAGAGGUGGUAGCCGGGGUGGUCGGGGAGGCCGAGGAAGAGGAGGUCGAGGAGGAGGAGGACAGGGAGGAGGCUGGGGAAUGAGGGGGGGUCAGAAUUUCAACCAAGGGGGACAGUUUGAACAGUACUUCCAACAAGGCGGCCAGCAGUACAAUCAAGCAGGCUUUGGUCAAGGCAGACUAUACAGUAGCUGAGGACAAAGGGCAGCAGAGUCCACUGGAGGAGGGGCUUUUUUUGAAAUGUGGAUAAACUUAGGAAAUGGCCUUAUCCAAACAUGACUAGAGCAUGGGUAUAAACGCGACAAAUUUUGGGAUUAGAGCUGUUCACAUGCAUGAUGUAUACAUGCACUUAUCGCUUUCUGGGUAAUUACGACCAUUCUGCAAAAGACCCUUCCACCAAAGUGGUCUCCUCUGUCUUUCAGUCAUACAUACCUGAUGGCUAAUGCGUGUGCUGUGUGCUUCUUUAUGGAUAAUAUUGAUCUAAACACGACGUCAAACCAGGUUGAAUCAGCCUGAUUCAACCUGGUUUGAUUUUUUUUUCCUACCUGGGUUAUUGAGCAUGCAUCAAGACAUCUAAACACAACAGUUUCCGCUGCAAACCGUUAGUUGGGUUCUGCUGUCUUGACUUCAUUUUGACACUUAAUUAGCCUUAUUUGCGGGAUUAUUUGGCCUAAAAGGGAAAGCGCGAGUUCUGGGAUAGCCAUGUUUUGUUUUGGGCAUACAAAUCGUUUUAUUUGGAGUUCCACUGGUCCAUCCCAUAGUUUUCUUAAAUUCCAAUACUUGAAAAAGAUACCUGCUUUUGUCUUUGGUUCUGGGAUAUCUCCCCUGUUUGUUUUGAAACAUGCCACCUUUUGCUGCUCAUAAAAAAAACAUGUAUGUACAAAUUUGGAUGUUAUAAAGACCGAGUGAUGUGCGAAUGAGAUGAGUAAUAAACUUUGAAAUGAAGUUAUU
Molecule: messenger RNA, 2402 nt
Organism: Lampris incognitus (smalleye Pacific opah)
Lineage: Eukaryota; Metazoa; Chordata; Actinopteri; Lampriformes; Lampridae
Gene: tslig3a
Product: family with sequence similarity 98 member A
Exons: 8
Coding region: 120-1646 (508 amino acids)
Cellular component (GO): tRNA-splicing ligase complex
Source: RefSeq, a predicted model, not a curated record